AUGACUAACAUAGGAUUUUUACUAUUCUUAUUCGCUCUCUGUGGUUGUGCAGUCGUCGUCACAACUCUCAUUGGUGGAUUAUGGUUCAUCUGUUUUUAUUUACAACCUGGUCGUCAUCCACCUAUAAAACGUAUGCCAUUUUAUCGUGAACAAUUUGAAAAAGAUCGUGAUCCAACAAAUAUUUUAGAUGAUGAUUUGCCACCGAUUAAAAAAAUAUACGAACAGCAACAAAUGAGAAAUAAUCAUCCAAAAAAUGGUCAAAGUAAAACUCAUAGUUGUCAUCAAUAUUAG
Messenger RNA from Didymodactylos carnosus, 291 nucleotides. The record is from the annotation of a GenBank genome assembly. Lineage: Eukaryota; Metazoa; Rotifera; Eurotatoria; Philodinida; Philodinidae.